AUGGAGGUGGCCGCCCUGACAAGUGGUGGCGGCACGACGACGGUUGGUAACCCGCGCGGACCAUUCCAGCGCGAGGUGCGCGAGUGGCAACAUGUCGAUCCAAAUACGGGCGCGCUGCUGACGGGACGCCUCGAGGCGGACCGCUGGGUGAACGGACCGCUCAACAGCUACGGCAAGAUGGUCGCCCAAAACCUGUCGACACCGGACGGCACGCAGCACACGCAGCGGAAGCAGAUGGAGAUCCUUCAGGCCCGCACGUCCAGCGGCUCGCUGCAAGUGGUCCGGGCGCAAACCGUGCAAACCACCUCGUCCCGCUGGUCCACGUCGACCCUACACCAGCACCAGGAAAUCUCGAGCAGCACUGGCGCCGGCCAGUCCGGCGUUCCUGUAGCGCACCUGGGCGGCGCAUCCAGUGCACUGGUCAGCUCACUCACGGCUAAUGGCUUCCCCAGUCACCACCAGCCCCGUCUGGCACACGGUUCCCCGUUCCACCGAUCGCUGGCCGGUUCCAGUAGACUGCUGGGCUCCAGCUUUACCCGAUCGGGUCCCGCGGACGACAUGCCGUCCGCUGCUGCCGUCACCCAGAACUCUCCAUCAACGCUGUCACUCGCCAGCCCGGCCAAGUCGUUCUCGGCCCGGUUCACUGGCAUCUCCACCGCCGCCAACCACGAAUCACUGUUCUCGAACCCGCCGGCCACAGCAACCUCCAGCCUCAUCACCGGUAGCCCGCUGCGGUAUGGCAGGUUCAGCCAGGCCGGAUCGGAAGCGAACGAUCGAUCUUACGCUCCAGCGCAAACCGUUGCAGUCGAAUCAGAACGUCCAAGCGGCGGCAACAUUCCGCUGGCCCGCGGUAAGAGCAUUUCGAUCGAGGACCUUUCGACCGAGCGCGACGAAGCCAACUUCGAUGACGACGUCGAGCCCACGCAGUGGAAGCGAGUGAGCAAAAUACGGCGAUCAUUACAGUUUCCAAGGAAAACCACCCCGAGGACCAGCAGCCGGCCGAUCGAUCUGCCCGAGAACUCCGUCAGUGUGUCCCGCAUCUGCCAGGAGUUGGAAAACGGGCGCCGCCUCAACACGGCCAUGAGGAACAAUCACAUCGACUUUGUGGCCCUCGACAACAUUCUCAAGAGCGUAACGGAGCCAACGGGCAGUGCCAAGCCGUCGGAAGUGUCACCACCCCCGAAGUCACCCCCGAAGACGUCCUUCCUGACGGCGGAAUCCCUGCGCGAGAUCCGGGGACGUUUGCGGCGGCUCAGCAACGAGUGUCUGUACCGGGACGACAUGAGCCCGGGCGAGGAGCCAUCGAACCGCAGGCCGAGUGAUUCCGGUGAUGAUACGGGAGUCACGAUCACCGAGGUCGAGACUCGAUUCGGGCAGCUCGAGACGAGCAGCUCGUCCGAUUCGAACUACAAAAGCAACAGUCUGCAGUCGGCCACCAAGAAGCCACCGGACGCGUCCGCCGUGCUGGCGCCCGACGAUUGGCAUUCGCGCCGCAAAUCGUACGGCUUCGAGCGCAUGACCCAGCAACCGCUCGGUGGAAGCUUUGGGAAGAUGGACUCGUCCACCGAUAGUGGAAUCGGCCGCUCAUCCGAGCUCAGCUCGAGCUGGUCCAGCGGAGGAGCUCCUACGGAGAGCGCCUACCAGCGGGCCACCAUCGUGACGCUGGGUGAACAGAGGCCAACGGCCACCCCGAAGCCUAACCCGGCGAUGGUGAUCAAGAUCAAGGCCGAAGCCGGAGGAUCGGCCGACGCGGAUGGACAGGACGAAGAACCGAAGCGACACUCGAUCGCCGUCGACGAGACGAGCUACGUGCGGGACAGUCUGCGGAGCAUGUUCGAACGCAAAUCGUCCGUCAACGUGAACGGGUUCAGCCACACGUUCAUCGACGAGAUGAGCCGCAACAAGAAGCGGGUCGAGUUUUGUAAAACCGAGGUCCACUUCACGGCCGACUCGGGCCGGGUGAACAUCGUCGAAACGGACGAGAAGCCACCACCGACCAACAACUUCCGGCGCCGCCGACGGCCAUCGGGUUCGUCGCCUGCCGGCGGAUACAUGCUGAUCGAGGAUGGUGUGGCGGGUGAAAGCAGUGCCCUGGAAGCACCCCAACAGGAAGCGGAAGUGCCGGUGGUAGUCACCACAACGAUCGGCGUUAGUCGACCGGUGCCGGAACCGACACCGCGAAAGUUUGUACCACCCAGUGCACCGUCCAGCGCUCCGGGAACGUCAGUUUCGGAUGACAGUGAUGGCCACUCGGCGGACGAGAUAUCGCUCCGGGGAAUUCUGAAAAACAAACCGGUCAAACCGAAACCGUACGUGCUGGGUGAACACCUGGAGAGCAGCGAGAGCCUGUGGGGCGUGAAGCUGAGGCCGGUCAGUGGGACAGUGGCGGGCGAGACGGCCACCAACCGGCUGAGCGUCGAUCUUGGAGGUGAACCGAAGAGCGUAUCGCCACUGGCCGGGAGCUACUCGACGAAGAUCAACCUCACGCCGACUGCGGCCAGCUCCUGGAACACCACCACAGGUAAGCACUUCUCGGGGCGUCGUGUGAUCGCGUGUGGCUUUCUCGCGGACGCGAAGUCGACCACGAAGAUCCUGAUCGAUAUGACGUCGGUGGCGGCAGCGGCGGCUGCGACAACGACAACCGGGCCGGUGGACGCCCUCAAGUCCACUUCGCUGAUCAUGCGCACGAUGCGCUCGGCAACGCAGUUCGAUGAAGCGCUGAAAAGCCUACAGGCCGUCCGGCGUGACUCCCUGGAGGACCCAGUGAGUGGGAUGCCCCUGUACCACCAGCAGCUCAGUCUGUCCGCGGACAUUACGAAACCACGGCGCCAUUCGGCGUUUCAGCUGAUCGGGACCGGCAGCCAAUCGAUCGCCAAGUCAAGCAGCGCCAGCAGCAUCUACGUCGAGUACCCGAAGCUAAAGGUGGGCAAGUAUGCGUCCUCGCUCGAUGGAGAUCCACUGGACCGGGUGGCCGACUCCGCUGGCCACUCCUCACGGUAUGGUGGGAUGCCGACGAGCAUGAUCAGCACCCGGCGCUCGCUGACCAACGAGUCACGCCUGUCGGACCUGGAGGCGUACGUGAGCAAAAACAUGGCCGUACGCCGAUCGAGCACGGCCGACGAUAUCGUGCAGGCGGAUCGGUUGGCCAGCAAACCGAUCGCGGCGCCACGCCUCAAGAAGCUCGGCUCGAGUGUGCUGAGUCAGCAGCUGUCCCAGUUGAGACGACUGUACGAUGCGGCCGAGCAGUACGACAGCGACAGCGACAGUGCCAAGGCGGACGAGGAAGUCAACCGGUAUCUGGGUAGCUUGGCCGAUGGAUCACUGGCGGCUGCUGCCGGGACCGAGGAGAAGCUGACCACCGAGGUGUCGGGUAGCUGGAGCCGGAUCAAGGCGAAGCGCAACAUUCAGAAGAACUACACGGCCCGGGAUGCGUCGGUGAACUCGUCCGCAGAAUUCGAGAUCGUGAAGCCCUCGGCCGCCCGGAUCAGUCGCCAGGCAGUCAAGCCGUCGAACGUGAUGUCGAUCGAGUUGAAAAGUCCGACUCCCGCCAAGAAACUGCCCUCGCCCCGUAGCUCUAGUCCAGAUCCGCUCACGCUGCCCACAAAGUCCCAAUCGAACGACGAAUCGACGGCUCCGCAGCAGUCAACGAACUUUCGAAGACACAUUCCGACCAAGACGACAACGACGACGGCGGCGGCGGCCACGGCGGGCGGGUCUCGCCCACCGUCCGGCGCCGCCAACGAGGAGCGGGCCUCGCUCCGGCUUUCGUCCGGGGCGCGGCAACUGCGCGAUCAUGAACUGUCAUUCUUCGGCGUAAACCCGAACAAGCAGCAGUCGUCCGGAUCGGUCCGAACCGGUAAACCACAAACGACCCCAUCGAUCGCCACGGCUUCGGCGUUCCAACGCUCGGCCACCCUAACCUCGUCCUUUAUGCGGCGGUCCGGUGUACCGACUGGCCCGGCGACGGCCACCAGCUGGCAGCUAACGAACGACAAACCGGAUCUACUACGCCACGAGGUGGACGAUGUCAAGCUGCCGGCUGCCGCCAGCAAGGGUCCGACCAGCACCACCGGUGGACACAACUCGAGCGUAAGCGUGAACAGCAGCAGCAGCAGCGUGACCACGUCCACGCUUUCGUCCGCCGCCGAAGGACCGCACUACGAAAAUCUGGCCCAUUUUGCUCAGCCCAAACCGAAAGCAGCCCAACGAACGGCAGCGACGGCGGCCAGUGGGCUGAGUGACUAUGCAUCGCCACCGGCCACCACCAGCAAGGAUGCGGCCCCGUACGAUCGCAAGAAGGAUCUCGAGCGCGAUGAGCGCAUCCUGGAGGAGCUCACCCGGGCUGCGGAUGAAAUUUUGAAUGUUGUCAACAACAUGUCCAACGGGGAGAGCGUCGAGAGUAUCCUGAGCGAGCUGAACGAUGGCGGUGACCACCAUCGGCGGCUGUCAAACGGAGGCUGUACGCUCGGCACGAUCCGUGAGUGCUCCACCACGAACAAGAUCAUGAAGUCGCGGGGUGUGCAGGUGUCCAAGAAUCUGGACGAUAGUCUUAAGCGCCACCACUACCGUCAGUGUGGAAGAGUGUCAUCGGCAUCGUCGAACGAAAGUAUUGGGCACCGGGCGGAGGGUGUCUUCACGAGAAGCCACUCGAUGCGCGGAUCGUCCUCGGUACAGUCGGCAGGUUCCACGGCCGACGGGUUGUCGUCCCGCUCCGGCUCUAGCCGACGGAGCCGCCUACAGUUGUCCACGUCCGGCGGUGAAUCGAGCCGGCGCUUGGUGCGCAUGUGCAGCAAGGAGAAGCUACAAUCGAACCCCAGCUCCUCGGAGGACCUCCCGAACGGUGGGGUCGUGGAGCCGCCACGUAGACCGCGCCGCACACGCUACGUCUCGAAGGACCAGCCGGUGGUGGCACGAUCGGCGGAGCGCGUGUCCGGAUCCUCGUCGCAUCGAUCGCAUCGCAGUGAGCGAUCGAAUGGCUCGAUCCGUAGUUCCAGCUCCAGAAACGGACACGGUGCGGCUAACGGGCACAGCCCCAGCAUCGGAUCGCGUUCCGUGAAGACGGUGGCCGGCAUCGGACAAGCGGGGCAGCCCGGACAGGCCGGAAGCGGGCUGUCGAGCACAACGACGUACGUAUUGCAAUCGUUUCUCGUACCGCCACCGCGGCGCAAGCGGCGCCAGCCGGUCCAGCAGCACCCAACGAAGGUGGCCAAGGUCGUACGGCGCCACUCGUCCCGGCGCAAGCUGCACCCGCCCAAGCGGCACCGCCGACGUGCACUGGAGCGGUGCAUCUGCUCCUAG
Anopheles bellator is the source of this 5298-nucleotide messenger RNA. RefSeq names its product mucin-19. Lineage: Eukaryota; Metazoa; Arthropoda; Insecta; Diptera; Culicidae. The record is from RefSeq and is a predicted model, not a curated record. The transcript has 11 exons. Bases 1 to 5298 code for a protein of 1765 amino acids.